Mixia osmundae IAM 14324 is the source of this 1229-nucleotide messenger RNA. RefSeq lists its product as uncharacterized. Gene Ontology annotation, cellular component: membrane; endoplasmic reticulum. The record is from RefSeq and is a predicted model, not a curated record. Gene Ontology annotation, biological process: endoplasmic reticulum tubular network organization; membrane organization. The transcript is spliced from 7 exons. Bases 1 to 861 code for a protein of 286 amino acids. NCBI's taxonomy places the organism in Eukaryota, Fungi, Basidiomycota, Mixiomycetes, Mixiales, Mixiaceae.
AUGGCAAAGUCAUCUACUUCUGCCCCCCACACCGUCUGGGCAGCAGGACACGCUCUCGUUCUCGUGUCGACGUUGACGAUCCUGCUCGGACUGAUCACCUUCAACGGUCGAUCCAGUCGGGCCUACUACCUCGCUUAUUCGGGCGCACUCGUCUCGUGGGGCAUCGUCGUCUAUAAAUCGCUAGGCAUACCCUCUCUCAAUAGGGCGUACAUCCAGAGGGCCCUGCUCGACGAGAACGUCCAGUAUCUCCUGCUCGCGCUCUACUUUUUCUUCAACAAGCCAAUCCAGGCGAGCCUGAUCCCCUUUGCGACCUUUUCACUCUUCCACACUCUGACGUUUGCACGAACGAUCUUAUUGCCAAAGCCUCCUGCGGCAUCGAGCAGUAAGAAGGAUGCAUCGCCUGCUUCGGCCGGUGCCAAUCUCUCAAAGUCCAUUCAGACAUGGGUCAAGAAGAAUUACGAGCACGCCAUGUUGUUCGUCAGCUUUGUCGAGCUGGGCGUCAUGGCACAAGUCACGCUGGGCGCUCUCACUUUCCAGAACUCUUUCCUUAUUCCCAUCGUCUAUGCCCACUUUCUACGAUUCAGAUAUUAUCUGUCGCCGCAGACGCGCGAUGCUUUCGCCUGGUUCUCACAACAGCUCGAUCAUCUGACGGCGAACCCCAACUGUCCGCCUGCUGUCAAGCGGGGCGUCAAUGCCGCUCGCGAUAUCAUCAUACGAUACGCCGAGAGCGUGAUCGCAGUACAGCAGCAGAGCGGCUCUGCGCCUACCACAGGCUCUGCUUCUACUUCAGGUAGCUCGACCGCCCGGCCAUCGUCAGCUUCGGGAACGACAUCCUCAAGAACUGCUUCUGCCUCAAAGUGAGCUACCGAGCGAGCAAACUGAAAGUAUACCGACGAGUUUCGAGCGUCCGUGAGAAGAAGCCAAAGUUGUAGUUCUUUACGCGUGCAUCCCUCUCUUUUGCGCGCUUACGACAAUACAACAACAUCGACAAUACAUGAUCUAGGGAGCUUCAUCGAGCGAUGGCUCGUGGACCUUUGUUUCGCAUUUGCCUGCCUGAUGAUUCUGAAGGCAGCGGCGUGUGAAAGGCGGACCACAUUCCCCUCACGCUCUCGUUGGUCGAUUGGACAGGAUGCUCUGCCUUUAUCCUACGCAGCUUCUGGCCCGACGCAUCGACGAGCAGCUUGACCUUUUGCUGUACUCCCGUUCCUUCCAAUCCUCUCAAGCAGAUG